Messenger RNA from Pygocentrus nattereri (red-bellied piranha), 2033 nucleotides. RefSeq names its product metal cation symporter ZIP8. The transcript has 9 exons. NCBI's taxonomy places the organism in Eukaryota, Metazoa, Chordata, Actinopteri, Characiformes, Serrasalmidae. Gene Ontology annotation, cellular component: membrane. The record is from RefSeq and is a predicted model, not a curated record. Gene Ontology annotation, biological process: zinc ion import across plasma membrane; intracellular zinc ion homeostasis. Gene Ontology annotation, molecular function: zinc ion transmembrane transporter activity. The coding region runs from base 293 to 1618 and encodes 441 amino acids.
UCAUUUAUCGUGGCUCUUCUCUGAGUGACAGUUAUGACAUAUGGCGUGAAAACACAGCGUGGAGAGAUCAGCCCUUAUCAUGUUAUCAGCGGUUAGUCGGAAACUGCGGUCAGGCUGAUCACCGGAGACUGCAGGUCAGCGCUGUGUGACUGUGAGUCCACCAGUGUUAUUAAUGAGACCGUCCGUACGGGCUCAGCGUCACAGGUAGUGUGAGAGCUGCCUGAGGAGGCACCUCGGAGAACUUCGAGCAGCUUCUUAUUGGCUUUGGAAAGGCGACAGGGACGGACUGAUCAUGGGUCACCUCUCCAGGCUGCUCCCAGCCGUGCUGGGCGGACUCUUAGUGAGCGCUAGCCCCGAGCAGAGCGCCUUCCUCGGAGACAUCCUGGCGGUUUACGGCCAAGAUGGCUUACUGGAUCACAACGGCAUUAACAGUCUGCUGGACACCAUCGCACAAGAGAACCGAGGGGAGAACCAGCCUGUGCUAGCUCAGUGUUUGUCUGGAGAGGAGAUCCUCACACACUAUGGGCUUAGCAACCUCACACACCUGAACCAGGACCACCUGGGGACCAUCUGCCCCGCCCUGCUGAACCAGGGACUGCUACCCUCUUGCACUCUGCUGGCAGCCGAGUCCCAUACACAUAUAGAGGGUCAUGUGUGGGGAUAUGGCUUUUUGGCUGUUACAAUCAUCAACCUCUUCUCCCUCCUGGGUUUGGUUCUCAUCCCUGCCACUAAGAAACCGUAUUUUCCUAAAAUACUCACAUAUUUCAUUGGCCUGGCGAUUGGGACGCUAUUCUCUAAUGCUGCGCUGCAGCUCAUACCUGAGGCUUUCGGGUUUGACCCCAAAAAAGAUGACUACAUCUCAAAAGCUGUUGGGAUCUUCGGUGGAUUCUAUAUGCUGUUCUUCACAGAAAAGGUCUUGAAGAUGCUCCUAAAGACAGAGUCUGAGCAUGACCAAAGUCACUUCAGCCUUCCAGAAAGUCCUCAGCAGAAUGGAGGAACCAUCAUUGCCGUCACCAGCUUUUCUACCCCAAGCAGCGAAAAGACCAGCAUAGCUUCUGCUGCUUCAGAAGAACAGGUAACAGCGCCUCCACAGGAGUCAUGUCUGCAGCAGUUGGGUCAACGGUUGGCGACUGUGAAGACGGUAGCUUGGAUGAUCACGCUGAGCGACGCCCUGCAUAACUUCAUCGACGGGCUGGCCAUCGGAGCCUCCUUCACCGUGUCGGUCCUGACUGGCUUCAGCACCUCUAUAGCCAUUGUCUGUGAGGAGUUCCCUCAUGAGCUCGGUGACUUUGUGAUUUUGCUGAGCGCAGGGAUGAGUAUCCCACAGGCCAUCUUCUUUAACCUGCUGUCAGCCAUGUCCUGCUACGUGGGGCUGGUGUUGGGGAUCCUGUUGGGCAGCAGGUUUGCUCCCAAUGUCAUCUUUGCCUUGGCCGGGGGGAUGUUCCUCUACAUAGCCCUCGCAGACAUGUUUCCCGAGAUGAAUGCCAUUGCUAAAGCACAGCAGCAGAGCAGAAGGACUGAACUGGUGUUCUUCUUAAUCCAGAAUGCUGGCCUGCUCACAGGAUUCCUAGUCAUCCUCCUCAUCACCAUGUUCGCCGGAAAUAUUAACCUGGGCUGAGCCGACUUCCCUGUGCUUCAACACUGCGUGCCUUAAAUCUUAAUGUGCCAGCCAACACUAUAAACACCUAAAAAGCACAAGAUGGAGUGAGAUUGAGAAAGCAAAAGCAAUACAGUAGAACUGAUUAUGAACUAACACUUUUAUAGUUUAACUUUUUUUUUAAAGAUGGUUUUGAUUUUUAAUGUAAGUCUAUUUUUACGUUCACACAUUUUCGAUCAAAAUGUAAUGUCUGAAAAUAUCUAUUUUUCACUUGUUUGUUCCAUGUUGUUGUAACCAAUUCCCUCUGUAGUAAAACUUAAAUUAUCGAAGCAUUUUUUUACUACUUGAGAUCAGUGGUGAUUCUAUUACGGGGUUACGGUUCCUGUUUAGGAGCCAAAUAAAUGCCUUCAAAUUGGAAGCGCUCUUAAUUAUCUCA